CCGAACGUCCAAAUCUCAUUGUUUUUCAAAAUGACAGUUUUGUGAAAAAAUAUCGUGAUUUUUUGGAUGAUCUGCAUUUCGCUUGCUUUUAGGAAGAAACAAAAUUUGAGUUAAAAAUUUGUUGUGUGUAAAGACGUUAUAAGUUCCAUUUAUAAGUAACGAAUUCUGAAGACAUAUUUUGUGAAAUAAUUAUUCUGUGAUGGUAGUGUAAACAAAUUGUUUUUAUCGUACUCUAAUGCUCUCCAAUCAUGAGUCAAUCACCUGGCUCGAGCCAGAGCCAGAGUAUCUUGGCACCACCGAGCCCCAAUAUUCUGGAGCCAGACUCGCCUGAAUGGCAACCAGCGUCAGUGACGUACACAGAACCUGUACACUAUGAAGGCAGCAACGAUUCCACGGCAACUAUAGCGUACGAGCCUGAUGCGAUACCGCCAGGAGAGUGGCUGCAACCGGAGCCAGUAGCCACAGACGAAAGUACCAGGCAGUCGGACGAGAACAGUCUCCAAUCGUUACCUGAAGUCCAUGCAAGAGACAGGCCUGAAACUGACGAGCCACCAGCGAAAGUUAGGAAGAUCAGCUCGCCGAAGUCAGAUGAUGAGUCUGCUGGUGAAAUGUGCCCCAUUUGUCUGGAUUCUUGGGGUAACUCGGGAGACCAUAGAUUAGUGGCGCUGCGUUGCGGACAUCUAUUUGGCCUAGAGUGCGUUGAAAGGUGGUUGAAAGCCCAGAAGAUUAAGGAGCGGUCGUGCCCCACGUGCAAAAGUAAAGCUUCAAUAAAGGACUUAAGGUUUAUUUACGCUCGACGUCUCGUCGCGGCGGAUACGUCGCAAAUAACACAACUACAAAAGCAAAUAGAGACGUUGCAGUCAGAAAAGAGUAGGACAGAAUUAGAGUUACAAAAGACUAAGAUAGCUCAUAGAGCGUGUGUGCUACAACUGGAUGUAUUGCGAAGUACCCUCAUGAAGUCCCAGGUGAGCAAAGAGCAGCCAGUCAGAAGGUCUUGGAGGUUCGCGCUGGAGAAGAACCUGGAAAUCUCCAAGGACAGAGGCUGCAGGGUCAUGACCUACAACUGCAGGACUUAUGAGUUGUACGUGUCACAGAAAAGCACCAACUAUUUAUUUCCCGGUUACGGGAUAAGGAAAGUCAGUUGCAUCGACUAUAAACUGGGGCAGUUCGUGCAUCUGCACCCGAAGCCUAUUAGGGAUAUAACGUAUUCUCAACCCAGAGACCUAUUGUUAAGUGUGGGCUUGGAUAGUACGGCCAGGAUAGUGGAGCGAGGGAUCCCUAGUGUGACGGUUAACGCCGGGAUGCCGCUGUGGUCAUGCUCGUGGGAUUACCUGCGCAGUAACGAGUUCUACGUGGGAGGAGUCGGUGGUAUUAUCCACCAAUACGACGUGAGAAACCCCGGCACGUACCUCCAAAUGUUAUCGUCUCCUGAAGACAUUACUCCUGUAGUCUCGCUCUGUUCGACAGAAUUCGGACUGUUAUCGUGCCAGCUGACUUCGGGGAAGUUGUGGGUGGCUAACAUGAGGCGAUGGGAGUCGAGGGCGCUGCCUAUAUCCGGUUCCUUUAUGUCGUUAUGCUACGACAACGAAUCGCAUCGAGCGGUGGUAUACUCCAGACCCAGCGCAGGCGGCUUAGAACGCUCUAAACUAACCAUAUGUAAGUUGAAAGCCAGCGUGCCCAACGGGGAAGUUCUAUGCGAUGUAGAAGAUACGUUAUUCGGGUCGACUCGAUCCUCGUUGAUGUCGAGAGCGGCGUGGGUUAGCCCCGGAGCGUCGUGGGUCGCGGCGCACUCGGAAUCCGAUUCGACUCUGUACUUACACGGCCUAGAUGGGUCAAGGACCAUGUUCCUGCCAGCAUCAGAACCGGCGCUGGACGUCGCCUCUGUCGAACUGAAUGGCAACACGAUUGUGGCAGCUCUCUCGGAGUCAAGACUGAGGUUGUACAAAGCCGUGCCGACAAACUCAUGACGACUGGAGAUUUAGCGUUUGCAAGAUCUGUGGACCUGCAAGGAUCUAGUGCUGUGAACUGUGUACUAAACGCGACGGAAAAGGCUCAAGGGCUGAACGAAAUUUAUAUAUUGUUAAUAAUUUAGAAGGAGAAAUUAUUGCUAGCGAUAUUUAGGAGUUUAUUGCAGCAUGCUGUUCAGACGCAAACGAGGUUUUUAUUUAUGCGUGGCAAAAGAAACCACUGCACUUAAUAAGUGAAGUGGGGUCAAUAGAAUGUCGACUGAUGAGAGAUGAUUACCCCUCAACAGUCGACACAAUUAUGCCGGCCUGUUAUUAAAUACACAGCCGAACGUGACACACUUACAAACGUGGGCCACUAUGACGGGAUUUAAUAUUGACAUUGCGUUACUAAAUUAAACCACAGGCUAAUAUUCUUAAAAAUAA
Molecule: messenger RNA, 2390 nt
Organism: Manduca sexta (tobacco hornworm)
Lineage: Eukaryota; Metazoa; Arthropoda; Insecta; Lepidoptera; Sphingidae
Product: E3 ubiquitin-protein ligase RFWD3-like
Biological process (GO): protein ubiquitination; interstrand cross-link repair
Cellular component (GO): nucleus
Molecular function (GO): ubiquitin protein ligase activity; protein binding
Source: RefSeq, a predicted model, not a curated record